AUGGCUUAUUUGCAUGUGCACUUUUUGGAAGCACUCAUUCAACAAUUGGAACACGUUUGCGCGAGUCCCAUAUGGCAUGCACGUCAAGUAGCCAUUGAAUUUGUUCAAACAAUGAUCUUUUGUAAUUUAUUCAAUGCUCGUCCUUAUGCUAAUCGAAUACAUGAUCUUGUAUUCAAAUCUCUAUUUGAUGAACAAUUUGAAGUGCGAAUGAUUGCAUCGACAACUUUAUCAGGUCGAAGUAUAUGGACAAAAAUAAUUCGAAAUAAAAAAGCUGUACAAUAUUUAUUUAAUGGUGAAUCAUUCGAUUUUCAUUAUCAAUUUCAAAAUCGUUUUAUAGAACCAAUUAAAUUAUAUCCAGGUGAUGAAUUUGCGACUCGAUGUGUUUAUAAUACAAUGAAUAAAACGAGUAUUACUUUAGGAGGUGAAAGUGAUAACUUCUUCAUGGAAAAUGUUAAUGAACAAAAAUUUAUCGUAAUUUAA
Rotaria sordida is the source of this 480-nucleotide messenger RNA. NCBI's taxonomy places the organism in Eukaryota, Metazoa, Rotifera, Eurotatoria, Philodinida, Philodinidae. The record is from the annotation of a GenBank genome assembly.